AUGGUGACCACAAGAAAUAUGAGCGUGGACGACCCUGUGGAAAUGAUCCGAGUCUUGCAGCAAAAAAUGGACGAAAUGCAACAGCGUCACGAGGACGAACUGGCGGCCGUAAAGGCCGAUUGUGAAGCCCGGAUAGCCCGGGAGGUUUGUAGGGCGGAUGGAGAAAAGGGGCGAUCGAAGGAUAAAGGAAAGGCGACGGCGGAAGAACGCACGCCUCAAGACACCGAGCGUGAUAGCACCUGGAAGCCUACCGGGUCCGAGGCGGAGGGAAGUAAGGCUAAAUCGGUGCAUGCGGAGAGCGCUGCCGAGGACGGACGGAUGAUAGUAAAGUCAGAGCCCUCGUCCACUUUGUUGCUUCCCUUCACCCAAAACAUAAUUAAUGUCCAAAUUUCUGAACAAUUCGUGGCUUCGCAAUUUAAAAUGUAUAACGGGACAACGGACCCCGCGUCCCAUAUCCAGACGUUCUCGAACGCAAUGGCGUUCCGAACGGGCAAUGAUGCCAUUUGGUGCCGAGCGUUCUCGCUUUCGUUAGAGGACGAAGCUUUGGAAUGGUUCAACACCCUCCCCCCUAACUCCAUUGAAAACUUUGCUGGGUUAAAACAGCUAUUCAUCAGACAAUUCGCGGCCAGUAGUACCCAAGACUUGACCGUAUUCGAAUUAAUGACCCUCAAGCAGGGGAAGGAUGAAGCGCUGCGGACGUUUAUGGACAGGUAUCAGAAGACCGUCCGGCGCGUGAAAAGCCUGACGCCAGAGCUUGCCCUUCACUAUAUCCUGCCGGCUCUAAAGCCGGGGCCGUUUAAGGAUAGGGUCUGCAGGCGAGCGCCCAAAACAAUGGAAGAGUUGAGGGAACGAGCGGCGGAUGAGAUAACGGUGGAGGAGAUGAAGCUCUCGUACAAAAGGGAGAAUCAGGAGGCCAGGGGAGAAAGGACGGACGGUAAUAAGCCCGGUUCGUCAACGGGAAAGCCGUCCGGUCCUAGGCACAGGGAGCAGAAGAAGGGACCUCGCUUCCAGCAGUAUACACCCCUGAACGCCCCGAGGGAGAAAAUCCUCCAAGAGGCCUUGAGCGCAGAGUUGAUAUCGGAGCCGGAAGGGAUCCCGACUCCGAAGAACGCCGACUGGAGUAAGCGUUGCGCCUACCAUAAAAAUAUGGGUCAUAACACCGAGGAGUGCUGGACCCUCAGGGAUAAAAUAGAGGAACUUAUCCGGGCGGGAAAACUCAAGAAAUACGUUCGUGACGAGCGCCCGUCAAAAUCAACCAAUCGACCUGCUCAAAGGUCGACCUACCGGAAGGAUAAGCCGCGGGAUUCAAGAGCGGAGCGGCCUCGCUCAGAGAGGCGACAUAGCCGAAGUCGCAGCCGCAAUCGAGAACGCCCCCUGAGGGGGCACAUCAACACUAUUUCUGGAGGAUUCGCGGGAGGAUCGUCUUCCUCCGCCCGUAAGCGCCAUGUUCGAGCCCUCCAGUCCGUACAUCUGGUUGACAAACCACGUCGCUCCAUGCCGCCCAUUACCUUUUCGGAUGAAGAUUUUCACGCGCCCGACCCUGACCAGGACGACCCUAUGGUCAUAACCGCGGAGAUAGCGCGCUACGGAGUCAGCAAAGUUCUGGUCGACCAGGGGAGUUUGGUCAACAUCCUCUACUGGAAGACCUUCCUGCAAAUGGACAUCUCAGAGGAACUUAUCGUCCCUUAUGAUGGGCAGAUAGUGGGGUUUGCAGGAGAAAGAGUUGAUACAAGGGGAUAUGUGGAGUUGAGGACAAGGUUGGGGACCGGUCGCUCCGGCGAGGAAAAGAGGAUUCAGUAUCUGCUAGUAGAGGCAAACACCUCGUACAACAUACUGCUCGGGAGGCCGUGCUUAAACGCGUUUGGAGCGAUCGUCUCAACACCCCACCUCGCGAUGAAGUACCCUUGUGAGAAGGGAACUAUAUGCACGGUCCGGGCGGACCAGAGGACGGCACGGGAGUGCUACGCGGCGGGGUUGAAGCUACACGUCCGACCAGUAAAGAGGCGGGCGGCCGGCUCUGAGGUGGCCAUGGCAGACCUCGACCCAAGAACGAAUACCGAGGACCGUCUGGAGCCUAUUGGAGAAACCCAACCUAUCUUGAUAGGAAGGGAACCCACUCAGACCACCCUCAUCGCCAGGGAGCUGAACCCUGAGAUGGAAAGGGAGUUGAGGGCACUCCUAUGGAAGAACCGGGAUUUAUUUGCGUGGACGGCAGCUGAUAUGCCAGGCAUCCAUCCCGCAGUGAUGUGCCAUAAGCUCUCGCUUUUCCAAAACGCCCGUCCGGUCGCCCAGAAAAAGCGAAGAGUGGGCGAGGAGAAACGAAAGGCUGUGGAGGAGGAAGUAGAGAAGUUGAAGAAAGCUGGUUUUGUUCGAGCGGUCACGUACACCACGUGGCUAGCUAACGUGGUUAUGGUGAAAAAGGCCAGUGGAAAAUGGCGUAUGUGCACUGACUACACGGACCUGAACAAAGCCUGCCCGAAAGAUUCACACCCCCUACCCAGUAUAGACGCCCUGGUGGACGGCGCCUCUGGACAUCGAGUACUAAGUUUCUUGGAUGCAUAUUCCGGAUACAACCAGAUACCCAUGUAUGGGCCGGACGUCGAAAAGACGGCAUUCAUAACGGAGAAGUCCAACUUCUGUUCCGAGGUCAUGCCAUUCGGCCUGAAGAAUGCGGGGGCGACGUACCAGCGCUUAAUGGACAGGAUCUUCCGGGAACAAAUAGGCCGGUGCAUGGACGUAUAUGUGGACGACAUGGUAGUCCGGUCCGCGGAUGGAGAUGGACACCUUAAAGACCUUGAGGAGGUGUUUCGCCAAGUAAGGAAGUUCGGCAUGCGCCUAAACCCCGCCAAAUGUACAUUUGGGGUAGCUGCCGGAAAGUUCUUGGGCUUCAUGUUGACAUCCAGGGGGAUCGAGGCCAACCCGGACAAGUGUGACGUGAUACUACAAAUGCAAAGUCCGACCACCCUUAAGGAAAUCCAAAGACUGGUCGGACGCCUCACCGCCUUGUCCCGAUUUAUCCCCAACCUGGCGGAGAGAAUGAGGCCGGUCCUGCGAAAAUUGAAGAAAGGGGCCGGCCCGGCCUGGGACGACGAAUGCGAACGAGCGUUUCAGGACGUCAAAACCAUCCUUGUCAAUCCAUCGGUCAUGAACCGCCCGGUCCCAGGAGGGGAUCUGCAUAUCUUCCUGGGAGUGUCAGAGACGGCCAUUAGUGUCGUGCUAAUGCAAGAACGGCCUCAGGCGAGGCUAAUUUAUUUUGUGAGUCGCACGCUCCUAGACGCCGAAACCCGAUACCAGCAGGUAGAGAAGGUGGCCUUAGCUUUGUUGCACGCAUCCCGAAGGCUUCGUCCUUACUUCCAAAGCCAUCAGGUGAUAGUCAGGACCGACUUCCCUAUCUCCAAAAUCCUCAGGAAGCCGGACUUAGCCGGACGGAUGGUGGCAUGGGCGGUUGAACUCUCGGAAUUCGGCUUACAGUAUGAGCCGAGAGGAUCGGUCAAAGGCCAACACUUAGCAGAUUUCGCGGCCGAGCUACCACCGUCCGGCCAGGACGAGUGGAGCUUGUAUGUGGAUGGAGCGUCUGGUCGAUCGAUCAGCGGGGCCGGCAUCGUGCUCGAGGGCCCCAACGGAUUCUUGCUGGAACAUUCCCUGAUCUUCAAGUUCAAGGUAUCAAACAAUAGAGCCGAGUAUGAGGCACUGGUGGCCGGCCUCGAGCUGGCAAAAGACAUGGGGGCAAGGAGAAUAACCUGCCGGACAGACUCAGAGCUGGUAGUGGGUCAAAUGAAUGGCAACUUCCAAGUCCGAGAGGAACGCUUAUUGCGGUAUUUCCAACGAGCAACGGACCUCACAAAAGCGUUCGAUAAAGUUGACAUACAGCACAUUCCCAGGGAACAAAACACGAGGGCAGACAUACUGUCUAAGCUUAGUUCGGGAAAGGAAAAGGGACAGUUAACUACUGUCGUGCGGCAGCUUCUACUUCAGCCUUCAGUAGAGUGUUCGGCGGUGUCCGACGGGGGAAAAGAUUGGCGAACAGAAAUCAGAGCAAUCAUGACUCGCCAGGAUGAAGGGCGAACGGUAGGUCCGAGCGAAGCCAAGAAGGUCGCCCGGUUGGCGGACGCUAAAAGCCCGGCUACUGAGAGCCGGAUAUUACUGGCCUACCGUGGAAACGGACACAAGGGCAUUCGUCCAAAGAUGCGUUCAUUGCCAAGAGCAUUCCAACAACUCCCACCUGCCGCCGCACGCCCUCCACUCAAUAUCAUCCCCGUGGCCGUUCGCCCAAUGGGGUAUGGACAUCGUAGGACCGUUCCCAGUAGGACAGGCAUAGAAGAAGUUCCUCCUGGUGGCGGUGGAUUACUUUACCAAAUGGGUAGAGGCCGACCCCCUGGCAACCAUCACGGCCGCCCAGGUCCAGAAGUUCUGCUGGAAAUUGAUAUGUCGUUUCGGCCUCCCUCGAUCAAUCAUCACAGAUAA
Vigna umbellata (rice bean) is the source of this 4464-nucleotide messenger RNA. RefSeq lists its product as uncharacterized. Gene Ontology annotation, molecular function: nucleic acid binding; RNA-DNA hybrid ribonuclease activity. The record is from RefSeq and is a predicted model, not a curated record. Lineage: Eukaryota; Viridiplantae; Streptophyta; Magnoliopsida; Fabales; Fabaceae.